Tilletiopsis washingtonensis is the source of this 2040-nucleotide messenger RNA. RefSeq lists its product as hypothetical. The transcript is spliced from 5 exons. Gene Ontology annotation, molecular function: protein binding. The record is from RefSeq and is a predicted model, not a curated record. Bases 255 to 1907 code for a protein of 550 amino acids. NCBI's taxonomy places the organism in Eukaryota, Fungi, Basidiomycota, Exobasidiomycetes, Entylomatales.
GGCAGCGACGAGAGAGGCACACACAAGACAGCAGCAGCAGGCGCCACAACUUCGCUGUCUUCUGCGCCGAAAGCAAGGCGGCGCAGCGUGGCGCCGGGCGGAUCGGGUACCGGAGGCGCCACGCGCAGGAUCAGGCUGAACUCACUGGCAGGCGCACGUGACGCGCCGCACCUCCACACAGCCGGAAGACGGACGAGCGGCGCACGUGGCUUGCCUCAGCUCGUGGCCUCCCACCACGACCACCACCAUCAAGCAUGCAGCGAGCAGCAUUCCUCGCGCGCGCAGCACUCUCACGCACGGCGCUGCGCCGCACACAGCCGCGCACGCUGGUUCCGCCACGAGUCGCUGCCGCUGCGCCGUCGCUGCGUCUGCUGCCGCCGCUGCGGCACGCCUCGCACGCCGCACCCGCGGCACAGCGCAGCGAUGCGCCGCUCGAUGCCUCGCUCGACCGCCUGCUGCCUGAGUCGCUCUUCGGCGCACCUGCUCCAGCAGCGUCAUCGUCUGCGGCGGGCGAGGCGCCACGGCCGCUGCCGCGUGCCCUGGCGCGCGCCGUUGUGGCGCGGGUGCUGGCGCAGCUGCGCGCCGCCAGCGAUGCGCCGACGCUCGAGCAGGCGCGCCGCGAGGAGAGCGAGUGCAACGCCAUGGUGCGCGCAGACCUCAUCAUGGCGUCGUACGACCUCGCCUCGCUGCACCUGCUCGCCACGUCGCUGCUGCGCCACUCGCGCGACCCGCGCCGGCAGCCGAUCGCCUUCCGGCUGUUCGCCAUCGCGCACGGCUCGGAUCCGAUGCAGACGCCCGAUCCCACGCACGCCAGCGGCAGCGACGCGCCCGAGCUGGCGGCCAGCGGCUCGACGGCUCCCGGCUACAGCUGGGCCAGCAUGAUCCUCUCGGGCGCCGCGCCGCCGCCGCUCGGCUUCCACCUGCUGCGCGACGACGCGGCGCGCACCGAUGCCCGCCGCGCCCAGGCUGCGGCGGCGACGCGCAUCUACGCCGCGCUGGCGAUGCAGCAGGACGGCAUGGGCAUGCUCGGCAUGGGCCGCCUGCUGCUGCAGCGCCUGCCGCACAUCGACGACGGCGCCGAGCGUGCAAAGCUGCGCGACCGCGCCGUGGCGCUGUGGCGCGCCGCCGCCAAGAAGGGCGUUGCCGAUGCGUGGUUCGAGCUGGGCGUGCUGCACCUCGACGGCAAGCUGCUGCCAAAGAGCGAGGAGCAAGCCUUUGAGCUGUUCGAGCUGGGCGCGGCCGGUGGCAACGCACGUGCUCACCACGCCCUCGGCGUGCUGCUCUCCACCCGUGCUGCCGCCAAGGACCCACCGCAGACCGACGAGAGCCGCAACGGCACGCUGGCACGCAGCCUGCAUCACUUCGUCGAAGGCGCACGCCGCGGCGACGCCCAGAGCGCACACAUGGCCGGCCUGCGCUUCCUGCUGCGCGAGGAGCUCCUCACGCAGGUCGCCGGCGAGAUGGCCGAGGCCGAGAUGCUCGAGGUGCAGCAGGAGGCGCGCCGGAGACACGAGAAGGAGUGGGGCGUGCCACCAGACGAUGCGCAGGCGCGGCUGUACUUUGAACGCGCCUCGGAGCUUGGCUCGCUGCCCGCCUCUCUCAACCUUGCUGGCCUGCUCGUCGAGGCACGAGGCGGCGCAGCGCCUGCUUCCGAGGAAGACGCCUACUCGGCUCGCCUGGCAGAGCUGCGGCGCGCCGAGCAGCUGUACACGCGCGUCGCAGGCCUCGCCGGCGUCGGCGCAGGCAAUGCGACUGCCGACGGCGCCUCCGAGGCGAGCGCCGGCGAGCAGCAGAUGGCGCAGAUGGCCGACUUUGCGCGCAAGGCCGUGGAGAACGUGCAGGCCAUGGCGCGCGAGGUCGUGCAGCUGCGCGACGAGGCCGGCGCGCCAGGUCAGCGCGGGCAAUAGAUGCAAUUGCUAUGGACGGUGCGGUCUGGCGAGAGCACUGAUCAGGCGCUGUGCUUGCCUGGGCGGUGCAUGAUCGGCCAUCACACGCUUCGGCAUAGCUCUAUAAGCGGCUGCCAUUAACAAGACCCAGAGA